Messenger RNA from Arachis duranensis, 4864 nucleotides. RefSeq names its product disease resistance protein TAO1-like. Lineage: Eukaryota; Viridiplantae; Streptophyta; Magnoliopsida; Fabales; Fabaceae. Gene Ontology annotation, biological process: signal transduction; defense response. The record is from RefSeq and is a predicted model, not a curated record. Gene Ontology annotation, molecular function: ATP hydrolysis activity; ADP binding.
GACUUGAUUUGCUUCACAAAGAAGGUAUCAAGUCCCUGUUUACUUCUUCUCUAACUUCCUACGAACUGACAAAAGAUAUUCCAGCCUCCUCCAUAAGCCUCCUAAGCCUCAGCUUGUAUAUGAUUUGAGUCAGAGCAUCACUUUUAACCAGUCGCUGCUAUGUCUUCCCAAAACCAGGAACCCCAAUUCAUAUAUGAUGCGUACAUUAGUUCCGGAUUGCAGUUCCCUCAUCCUUUUAUUUCAAGUCUCUAUGAUGCACUCAAAGGUGUUGGACUGUAUGUUUUAGCAGACCGCCCCGAGCCCAAUACUAAUAUAUAUGGCGCAAUGGAACGAUGCAGAGUUUCUAUCAUAGUUUUCACAAUAGAUUAUGCUGAAUCAACCUUGUACUUGCAAGAACUCGUGAAAAUAAUGGAGUGUCAUCGGAGGAAAGAUCAGAAUGUUGUGCCCGUGUUCUAUUGCUUGGAUCCCUCCGAAGUAUGCAAUCUGAGCGGUCAUUUUGGAGAGAUUUUGUCGCUAACUCUGCAAGGAAUCUCAAGGGAUGAAAACAGGAUGUUGAGUUAUGAGACCGCCCUUCGACAAGCUGCUUCCAUUUUACCCAGGUUUCUUCCAGAUAUCUGGAAUAACAGAGAAGUUAUGAGCCAUAUAGUUGGACAUGUUACAUCCUUGAUGGAUUCAACGAAAUUAUUCAUUGCAAAGCAUCCGGUGGGAGUAGACUCUCGUGUGCAAGAUUUGAUUCAACUCUUAAACAAUCAGAAAGCAGAUGGUGUCCCCAUAAUAGCAAUAUGGGGAAUGGCGGGAAUAGGUAAAACUACAAUUGCCAAAGCCCUCUACAAUCAAAUUAGCCACAAUUUCGAUGUGAGGAAAUUUGUCCCACACAUCCAGGAUAGGAAGGGGGAUGAUCCAAGAUGGUUGGCUUUCAAAUUUAUAGAAAAGAGGCUUCUUUUAUUUUUGAGAGACCAAGUUAAAACAAAAGCGCAUAACUUUGACUCAACAAGAAAUAUAUGGUGGGAAGGACUUCGUUGCUUAAAGGUACUUCUUGUAAUUGAUAAUGUGAGAAGUGAAAGAGAGCUGGAGGUUUUGCCAGUAACUAGUGAAUGCUUUGGUCCUGGGAGUAUAAUAAUCAUCACGACAAGGACUAAACAUGAUCGACUUCAAGAGAUUGGCGUUAAUCAUAUAUAUAGAGUGAAAGAAAUGGACUACAACGAAUGUGUUGAGCUUUUUAGUUGGAGCGCAUUCAACAAAGCCACUCCUGAAAGAAGUUUUUCUGGUCUUAUUAAUUAUGCAAUUGAAUAUUCUGAUGGACUGCCACUGGCUCUUGUGUGUGUUGGCUCUGCUGUAUCUGAAAAAAGUAUAGAAGAGUGGGAGAAUGUAUUGGACAGCUUCAAAAGAUUCCCCUUUCAAGAUGUAUGGCAGGUUUUAAAAGAAAACAUAGAUUCUGUUGGAUCUGAAGAAAAGAAAAUAUUCCUUGAACUAGCUUAUUUGAGACAUCUCUUUAUUGGAAUGAAUCGAAAUGAUAUAAGUCAGAUAUUACAAGAAGCUGGACGUAAUGCCGCACCAAGAGCAAUUAAAGGUCUUGAAGAGCAUAGUCUUGUAUGGUUUGAUGAGGACAAGCUUUGCAUGAAUCGUUUGCUACAAGACAUUGGAAGAGAAAUGUAUAUGAAGGAAUCCUCGAUUGAGCCUCAGCAAAGGCCAUAUGAUGUAUUCUUGAGCUUUCGAGGCAAAGAAACUCGCUCAAAGUUCAUCUCACAUCUUUAUGCAUCUCUUGAAAAUGCUGGUAUCUAUGUUUUCAAGGAUGAAAACGGGCUAGCAAGAGGGGAAAGUCUCUCACUCUCGCUUCUGAAAGCAAUUGGAGAGUCUAAAACUUCUAUCAUUAUUUUGUCACCAAAUUAUGCAUUUUCAAGAUGGUGUUUGCAAGAGUUGGAAGACAUCAUGAUAUGUUGUAAAAACAAAACUCAAAAGGUGCUGCCAGUAUUCUACCAUACAGAUCCCUCGGAAGUGCGAAAUCAGACUGGUAAGUUUGGACAAGCUUUUGAUAAUCUUAUGAGAAGAUACCCGCAUAAAAUAAAAGGCAAGGAGCAGAGUUGGAGGAAAGCACUCCGUGAAGUUGGGUGCAUUGCAGGGUUUGUCAUCCGAAAAUCCAAGAAUGAAAGUGAGGAUAUUAAGAACAUUGUUGAACAAGUUACUCAUAUGCUGGAAAUGAAGGAAUUGUUCGUUGCUAAUCAUCCCGUAGGAGUUGAAUCUAGUGUUGAAGAGGUGAUUCAACUAUUAAAAGACCAGCAACAAGAAAAUCCUCUACUACUUGGUAUAUGGGGCAUGGGAGGGAGUGGUAAAACAACCAUUGCCAAAGCGGUUUAUAAUAAAAUUUUCCGUGAGUUUGAAGGUCGGUGUUUCCUCCUAAAUAUAAGAGAAGUUUGGGAUCAAGAUAAUGGAAUUCUUCAUUUACAUCAACAACUUCUUUCUGCUAUCUACAAGACAACGAAAAUAAAGAUUGAAAACACUGAAUCUGGAAAAUCAAUAUUAGAGAGAAGACUUGGCCAGAAAAGGAUACUUCUUGUACUUGAUGAUGUGGACAAAUUGGAGCAACUAAAUUCCUUAGCUGCAAGUCAUAAAUGGUUCUGUCCUGGGAGCACAAUAAUCAUCACAACAAGAGAUGAACAUCUUCUUCGUUGUCUUAGAGUUGAUAAGUUAUAUAGUAUGAAAGAGUUAAAUGACAAAGAAUCCAUUGAACUUUUUAGCUGGCAUGCAUUCAAAGAACCGUAUCCAAAAGAGGAGUUCGAUUCACUUGCUAAUGAAGUUAUUUCAUAUUGUGAGAGAUUGCCACUGGCUCUUGAGGUAAUUGGGUCACAUCUGUUUAAUAGGGAAGUAUAUGAAUGGAGGAGUGUUUUGAAUAAACUCAAAACUAUUCCAAACAAUGAUGUACAGAAGAAGCUUAAAAUAAGUUUUGAUGGUCUAAGUGAUGAUAGGGACAGAGAAAUAUUUCUUGAUGUAGCAUUUUUCUUUAUUGGAAUGGACACAAAUGAUGUAUCUGAUAUAUUAAAUGGCUGCGGGCAUUCAGCUGACAUUGGAAUAAAUGUUCUUAUGGAACGAUGCCUUAUUACUGUGGACACAAAGGGAAAACUUGGCAUGCAUGGUUUGCUGCGAGACAUGGGAAGAGAAAUUAUUCGCGAGAGUUUGCCAAUGAAACCUGAGGAACGUAGUAGGUUGUGGAAUCCAGAUGAAGUGCUUAAUGUAUUAUCAAAAGAGAUGGGAACAAAAGGUAUUGAGGGACUUGCUUUGAACCUGCCAAAGUCAUUGAAUCCAACUCAGUUAAAGACAGAAGCAUUUAAGGAGAUGAAGAGACUGAGAUUGCUUCAGUUUGCAAAUGUGCAACUUGUUGGAGACUUUAAAUACCUUUCAACAGAUCUUCGAUGGUUGUGCUGGCAUGAAUGUCCUCCAGAAUAUACAACUGCAAACUUUUAUCAAGGAAAUUUAGUUGCCAUUGACUUCAAAUAUAGCAAACUCGACCUAGUAUGGAAGAAGGGUCAGAUGAUGAAGAAUCUAAAAAUUCUCAAUCUUAGUCAUUCUCAACACUUGACACAAACUCCUGACUUUUCAAAAUGCCCAAAGUUGACUUCGGUUUCUCUUACCAUUGAACAUCUCAAGAAAGUUCUUCUAAUCAAUUUGAAAGGGUGUUCAGGGCUUCGUGUACUUCCAAGAAGCAUCUACAAGUUGAAAUCUCUCAAAACUCUCAUUCUUUCAGGAUGUUCAUUGAUUGAUAAGUUAGAGGAGGACAUAGAACAAAUGGAAUCAUUGGCAACUUUGAUGGCAGAUAAAACUGCCAUAACACAAGUGCCUCAUGCACUACUAAGAUUAAAGAGUAUUGUGUAUAUUUCCUUGUGCAACUUUGAAGGAUUAUCGCGCAAUGUGUUUCCUUCAAUCAUUUGGUCAUGGACCUCUCCAACAAAUAAUUUCUCACCCCAAGUGCAAACACUUUUGGACUUGUCAAAUGUUGUUUCCUUAAUAGUCCCAAAUAGAAAUUCUCAAGGCCUAUCAUCCAUUAUCAGAGGGCUUCCACAGGUUCAAAAUGUUAGGAUGGAGUGUGGCUCACAACUCCAAAUAACAGGAGAUGUAGCUUCAGAUACUUGUAAUGUCACAAACUGCAAUGAAAUGAUAGUAUCAUCAUGUGCAUCAUCAGUUGGUUGUUGCAGUGAAGGUGAUGUUACUGAAUCAGAAAAUUCCUUGAAUUCAAUUUUAAUCCAAAUGGGAAUGAAUUGUUCUGUCACAAAGAUACUCAGAGAGAAUAUUUUGCAGAAUUUUAAUGCCAGAGUACCUGGAGAGUGUUUGCUUCCUGGCAAUAAGAAUCCUGAUUGGUUAACAUUCAGUGGAGAAGGUUCUUCUGUAAUUUUUGAUGUCCCACAUGUGAAUGGAUGCAAGUUAAAAACAAUGAUGUUGUGUGUCUCCUACUCUUCAUCUCCAAACAUCAAAGCAUCUGAAGGCGAUAUUAUUAAAAAUCUGUUUAUCAUAAAUCUCACAAAGACCACUCAUUAUCUCUACGAUGGAGAUACAUUGGCUUCACUUAGAGAAGAGGAAUGGCAUAAAAUGAUUUCAAACCUUGAAGCUGGAGACAAAGUACAGAUUGUUGUUGUUGCUAGGAUAGGAAUCAUAGUGAAGAAGAUAACAGUUUAUCUCAUAUAUGGUGAACCAAUUGAUAUUGUUUGUGGUGAUGAUAUGGUAGCAGAUGGAAAUGUCACUGUUCAUGGUGGAGAUGAAAAAAAAAAUUCGAAGUCACUUGGAAAACGAAAACUCCAGAGAGUGUGAUCACCAAAGAGUAUUGUGUGACUUGUCAAUUUGAGUUGAAAUUGUGGGUAAGUGUAGGCUAAGAAAG